Molecule: messenger RNA, 1610 nt
Organism: Dendroctonus ponderosae (mountain pine beetle)
Lineage: Eukaryota; Metazoa; Arthropoda; Insecta; Coleoptera; Curculionidae
Product: palmitoyltransferase ZDHHC16
Exons: 8
Coding region: 329-1555 (408 amino acids)
Biological process (GO): protein palmitoylation
Cellular component (GO): Golgi apparatus
Molecular function (GO): palmitoyltransferase activity
Source: RefSeq, a predicted model, not a curated record
UGCCAAUAUUAAUUUACUUAAGUUUUGAAAUAAUAUGUUAACUAAGUUGUCCUACAGUUCCACGCUGCUUUAUUUUUAGACAUAUAAAAGAUCCGUUAAGAUCCGAAACCCGUAUUUGGAAAAUUUCAAGAUCCGGAUCCGACGGGUCUUUUCAAAGAUCCGGAUCCGUGAGUCGGGUCAGUUCCGUAUAAGCCUUGUUCUAUGAGCCCGUCUUUAUCUAUGGAUUGAAGUGCUGACAGAAUAAUUUUUGUCCUUCGUGCGGGUUAUGGGCCGCUAGAAACAAAUGCAAAAUGAUUUCAAUUCGUAAUAUUUUUUUAUAUUUUUCAGCAUGGCAGCAUUAUCCAUGAUUGCUUGGUAUUCGUGGCCCUUUCGCACAAUAAAAUUGAUUUGCUUUGCUGUUCAAAGUCUAGUAACCAAAUGCCGCUUAACUUAUCUUACAUUAACAUACAACCACUUCCUAGAUGCUAGCUAUAUGGCUGACGUUUGCAUGGGUCCAAUGUUUUGGUUGGUUGAUAAUUUUACAAACACUAUAGGUGUUUUACUUGUAGCAGGUGUUAUUGGUCUUACCGCUUCUACAGUCUUAAUAGCUUAUUGGAUUGGUAUUCCACACUGGUGGAAUAAGAGUCCGUAUAUUUGUGUAUGUUUAGUAAUUGUUGGACAUUGGAUUCUCUUAAAUAUUAUUUUCAACUAUUACAUGGCUUGUACAGUAUUACCCGGAUAUCCACCUGAGGGUGAACUGAUUGCAGAAGCAGUCAGUAUUUGUAAAAAAUGUAUAGCGCCUAAACCGCCUCGAACACAUCAUUGUUCAGUAUGCAAUAGAUGCAUUUUAAAAAUGGACCAUCAUUGCCCCUGGCUCAACAAUUGUGUGGGUCAUAAAAACCAUCGAUAUUUCUAUCUAUAUAUGGUGUUCAUGGUACUCGGAGUAUUUUUUCUAAUAUUAUGUGGUUGGGAAAUAGCUUAUCCUAUAAUAUUUCUGGGUAUUAAUGCGAAUAACGAUGAACCAGAACUAGAGGGACACUCAGUACAAAUUAAUAAAAGCGGAGCUUUUAUUCCUGUUACCGAUACGAUAAUGUUGAAUGCCUCAUUCUUAACUGAAGCUGCAGUAGAAUCUACGACUCAAUUCAGAAGAAAGUGUAUAAUGUAUAUGACUUUUUUAAACGUUGGGGUGUGUGUUGCUUUGGGUUAUUUGUCAGCAAUGCAUGGACAAAUGAUAACACACAAUGAAACCAGUAUUGAAACGCAUAUAAACAAAACUGAAAGUUUGAGACUGAAAUGUUUAGGAACGCAAUACGUUAACCCGUAUGAUUUGGGACCAAGAAAUAACUGGAAACAAUUUUUUAAUUUCAAUCGUAACAGCAAACAUUGGACUCAACUUUUACUUCCGUCAAUAUAUCAUCCUUUCGGGGAUGGCCUUUCAUGGCCAACAAUCGAUACCGAAGAAAUCUAUGACAAAGAAUUUGAUUGCCAGCAGGAAGAGCAAUCAAAAUUCUAUACUUUCGAAAAAUGUACACCGCUAUAUGCGUUGCAAAUGGGUGACUACAGUCAGUUAGUUUGAAAAUCAAGGAAUGUAUGGAAUUAUUUGAAUAUAAUAUACUGUCAUUAUUAGGAGA